Molecule: messenger RNA, 1830 nt
Organism: Truncatella angustata
Lineage: Eukaryota; Fungi; Ascomycota; Sordariomycetes; Amphisphaeriales; Sporocadaceae
Product: lysophospholipase
Exons: 3
Coding region: 1-1830 (609 amino acids)
Biological process (GO): glycerophospholipid catabolic process
Cellular component (GO): cytosol; intracellular membrane-bounded organelle
Molecular function (GO): A2-type glycerophospholipase activity
Source: RefSeq, a predicted model, not a curated record
AUGCAGCUCUCAUUGCCGCCAUGGCUGCUUUCGCUUCUCGCCUUUGCGCGCAAAGCCUUUCCCAACUCGCCUACUGGAAGCUACGUUCCUGGCACCGUCGACUGCCCAUCGACAAGACCAGCGAUUAGAAGCGCUAGCAACAUCUCGACAUCAGAGUCGGAAUGGCUGACCAUCAGGAGACAGAAUGUCUUGGAACCUCUGACUGCGUUCCUGACCGCCUCGAACAUUACUGGGUUUGAUGCAGAGUCAUAUAUUUCUUCAAACCAGGGCAACUUGACCGCCAUCCCCAACGUAGCCAUUGCCGUGUCGGGGGGCGGCUACCGUGCCUUGAUGAACGGUGCUGGGUUUGUCGCUGCUGCCGAUAAUCGCAUCAAUGGCACUUCGGAAGCGUAUGGCAUUGGAGGCUUGUUGCAGUCCAGUACAUAUCUUGCCGGCCUGUCCGGAGGUGGCUGGCUCGUUGGUUCCAUAUACGCAAACAACUUCUCUACUGUGGUGCAGCUCCGUGACGGCUCCCCCGGCUCGUCCGUGUGGGCUUUCGACAGCUCAAUCUUUGAAGGUCCAGAAGAGAGCGGUCUCUCCAUCCUCAACACUGCCGAGUACUGGAACGAUAUUUACGACCAGGUUACCGCCAAGUCGAAUGCCGGCUUCGAAACCUCCAUUACUGACUAUUGGGGAAGAGCAUUGUCCUACCAGCUGAUCAAUGCGACAGACGGCGGCCCAGCUUACACCUUCUCCUCGAUAGCUCAGACGCAGGAUUUCAAAGACGCCAGCCAGCCCAUGCCCAUUCUCGUGGCAGAUGGACGUGUACCUGGAACCACGGUCAUCUCUCUAAAUACCACAGUCUUUGAGAUGAAUCCUUGGGAGCUCGGAUCAUUUGACCCUACCCUGUUCGGAUUUGCGCCAAUGCAGUACGUUGGCUCAAACUUCAGCAACGGGGAAGUCCCAGAUAAUGGUAGCUGCGUCGAGGGCUUUGAUCAGUAUGGCUACGUCAUGGGGACCAGCAGUUCCUUGUUCAAUCAGUUCAUUCUGCAGAAUCUGUCGUCGACAAGCAUCCCGGAUUUCCUCGUCACCGCAAUCGAAGAUGUGUUGGAGAAGCUAGGUGCCAACGAUGAUGAUAUUGCCGAUUGGUACCCGAAUCCCUUCUACGGCUACGACCCCACUGGCGAUAAUUACAACGUAAAUCAGAGUUCGUUGACCUUGGUGGAUGGAGGCGAAGACUUGCAAAACAUCCCUUUGCACCCGCUGAUUCAGCCCGCACGUGCGGUAGAUGUCAUCUUCGCCGUCGACUCUUCCGCGGAUACUACGUACGCUUGGCCAAAUGGAACUGCUUUGCGAGCCACGUAUGACCGAAGCUUGGGACCUAUUGCAAACGGUACCCAGUUUCCUGCUGUGCCUGAUGCCGAGACGUUCAUCAAUCUCGGACUGAACAGGAAGCCCACGUUCUUCGGCUGCGACGUGAACAACUUCACGUCGACUAUUGGCAUCCCUCCUUUAAUCGUCUACGUCCCUAACACACCUUACACGGCUUGGAGUAACGUCUCAACGUAUGACCCGAGUUACUCAGACAACCAGAGAAAUGAGAUCAUCCAGAAUGGUUUCAACGUCGCCACGAUGGGCAACGGAUCUCUUUCGGGUAAUACCAACUGGAGGACUUGCGCCGGUUGUGCGAUAAUGUCACGGACAUGGGCUAAAGCUGGAGCUGAAGUGCCUUCGGUUUGCCAAGACUGCUUUGAUCAGUACUGCUGGGACGGUACCAUUAACAGCACAGCUAAUAGAGCUUACCAGGAUAGGAUGCUCAAAUACAAUACUUCAAUUGAUUUACUUGCUUGA